Molecule: messenger RNA, 1510 nt
Organism: Sinocyclocheilus grahami
Lineage: Eukaryota; Metazoa; Chordata; Actinopteri; Cypriniformes; Cyprinidae
Product: suppressor of SWI4 1 homolog
Biological process (GO): ribosomal large subunit assembly
Cellular component (GO): preribosome, large subunit precursor
Molecular function (GO): rRNA binding
Source: RefSeq, a predicted model, not a curated record
GUUCCAGAAUUUUCAAGAUGGGUGCUAGGUAACAAGACAUGUGGGAUAUUUUACCUACGAUAUUCGUGUUCAAGUCAAGUCAAGUUCAGUUUUCCGCUCUCGGUUUGGAUAAGUUGUACUGUCCUUAAAAAUGGGGAAAACAAAGACUAAGAGCCAAAAGAAAGGCCGAAAGGCUGCUAGUCUUGUGGCCGAGGAGACGUACUCCACUGUGCCGCACACCUUCGUGUUUCAGCGUGGACAGAUCGGCAGAGUGUUGGACAUGAGACGAGUCAUGGAGCCGUUCACUGCCAGAUCUUUAAAGGUGCGGAAGAAAAACGUCUUGGAAGAUUUUGUUGCAGUGGCCGGACCAUUAGGAAUCACGCACUUCUCAAUAUUUACCAAAACAGAAAACAGUAUAAACAUGGUGAUGAUUUUACAAGUCACACUUUGCACUUUUUGCAGCGGUGUCAACCUUUCAGAGAGCGAGGCAGAGCAGGACGGGGACCACAACAUCACAGAGUUGCCACAGGUGUACUCGGGUCGUGGAAACAUGGCCUCGCAGCAGAGCGCAGUUCGGCUGACUGAGAUUGGCCCCAGAAUGACUCUGCAGCUGGUGAAGAUAGUAGAAGGCAUGGGGGAAGGAAAAGUGCUUUAUCAUUCCUUCGUCUCGAAAACAGAGGAAGAGCUUCAGGAGAUGCUGAACAGGAAGGAGGCCUGUCUGAAAGAGAAAGAAGAACGGAAGAGAAAGCAAGAACAAAACAUUGCCCUAAAAAAAGAAAAAUGAGAUCAAAACAAGAAAAAAAGCUUGGAUGGCAUCAAUAGAAAGCGGCAGCAGGAAGGGCAGGUAUCAGAUGAUGAAGUGGAGGAUCCUGGGAAACCGGAGGACCAGGCUCCAGCCGAGGAGUCUGAGGACGAAGCAGAGUAUUACAGACAGGCUGUAGGGGAGGAACCAGACGAAGACAUGUUUCCUGGUGCAAAAAGGAAGCGUGGUCCUGGAAAGUCUCCAAAACCCUUUAAAAAGAGGAAGCUGUCACCGGGGAUGGGCCCUCCUCAUGACAAAAAGAGUUUUAAGUCGCCUGACAGGGGAAAUAAAUAUGGCGGAAAACGGUUUGGAGAUAGAAAACCGCUAGAGGGGAGAAACAGGUUUCGGAAGAGCGAAGGAGGCAAAAAGUUUGGCCAAAAAGGGGGAAAAGGCUGUAGAUUUGCAGGGCAGAAAAAAGGAGAUCCUGGUAAGAAGUUUGGUGGACAGAAAUCAUUUAAAGGACGUGCUGUUACGAAACAACAGAAAGGUGCUAGAGGAAAAAAGGACUUGAAACACAAGAAAGGGAAAAUCUGAAGGAGCUGAAAGCGAGGUUGGACACAUCUAAACCACAAGAUGGAACUGUUGCUUCACUGAUGCAUCAUGUAUGAAAUGACUGAUGUAUCAUCACAACACAAAAACAUCAGCAAAUCAAUACUGCUUUAUGUCACACUUGUGGCUUGUAUAAACGUUCAUAGAUUUGUAUACAUUUUACCAAUAAAUCCUUUGAAA